AUGCAGUCUGAUACAAUCCCAGCGAAGUCUCGGUUCGUCGUAGGGCAGAAGCGCAAACGUCCUACAUUCCAGUCAAUGGACCAGACAUUGGUCAACAUCCUCGUUGGCGAGGGCGAAAAGUGCUUCAUGGUUCACAAGGAUCUUCUGUGUUAUCAUUCCAAGUACUUCCGUGGCGCAUUCGAGGGGUCCUUCCGAGAGAAAGAAGACAAAACCAUACGGUUGAGAGACAUCAACGAAGGCGUUUUCCGCCUCUUCCAGUUCUGGCUUUAUGCCCAAGCAACACGGGACGAAGAAGAUUCUACAACCAAAAUGUCAAGAGACGACCAUUCGAAGCGCGGUCGCCAUUCUGAAACUAGACACCCUUGUUCUUGUGGUGGCAACUACGAGCAGUGCGAGGAGUCUGUGAUUGACUGCCUUACUCUUGAGAUUAGGGCGAGAUAUGCAAAAGUUCUUGAGCAAGAGACACCCAAGUGGCUGCAAUCUGGAGAGUUCCUGUUCGACUCAGAUCACGAGUACUUCAGCUGUUUUAUCGCCUUGUCCGUCUUCGCAGAUCAAUACGACACGCCACAACUCAGACGCGAUGUCCUGACCCUCCUCGUCGAACUGGACAAUUAUAACUGGGACAGAAAAGGUAAGCUAUGUUACAACCGCUACUACCGACGAAGCGCACAAAAGGCGUACACUUCGCUUCCACCCAACGCUCCUAUACGUCAAUAUCUGAUCAAAAGAUUCGCAUACUCAAUGGCAUGCAAGAAGGUCAAUGUGACGAGUUUGAUGAGGGUACCGCAAGAAUUUGUAGUCGAUGUUCUGCUCCUGAUUACGGCACAGCCCAAGAAAAACCUGCUUCGAGAGAAUCUAGUGAACAACUUGAAGGACUGCUGCGAUUUUCAUGAGCACGUGGCUGAGGUUGAAAGAGAAGUGUGUCGGGAUGGACAAUCUCGCGAUGUGCAGUUUUAUACUAGCUUCAUGCGAGCGAUUGUGGAUCAGGUCCACAGUGCAGGAAGCCUGAAUGAGGACUUAUAA
This is a messenger RNA of Dothidotthia symphoricarpi CBS 119687, 1023 nucleotides long. RefSeq lists its product as uncharacterized. The coding region runs from base 1 to 1023 and encodes 340 amino acids. The record is from RefSeq and is a predicted model, not a curated record. The transcript has 3 exons. Gene Ontology annotation, molecular function: protein binding. Lineage: Eukaryota; Fungi; Ascomycota; Dothideomycetes; Pleosporales; Dothidotthiaceae.